UGUGAGGUCCCGCGCUCCUCCCCUCUGGUCUCCGCCCUCUGCUCCCGGGUGAGACACGUGAUUGGGAGACAUCGCUGUGUGUGACACGGUUGUGUCUAUUGGACCCAGGGGGUUAUGGGAAAGGUCCUCUGCACGAAGAGAAUCUAGACGCUACCGUCACCGGUGACUGGGAGACAGCGGUUGUGUCUAUGACGCCGCAAGAAGUGAAAAAGACAUCUGGUGACUGACAUCCUUCAGCUGUGCCUCCAUCCUGGUGCCUCCACCUCUCUCACUGAUACAUGAGAGGCACAAAGACCAGAAGAUCCUGGAACUCACCAACAAGAUCAUUCAGCUGCUGACUGGAGAGGUUCCUAUAAGGUGUGAGGAUGUCACGGACUCUUUCUCCAUGGAGGAGUGGGAGUAUAUAGAGGAACACAGGGGUCUGUACAAGGACGUGAUGAUGGAGAAUCACCGGCCCCUCACAUCACUGGGGUAAAGAUCUGUCUAAUAUUAAGGAGGAAGAUCUGGGGGAGAAGAAGAGCCCAAUGUGACCGAUAUAAAAGCAGAAGAUAUAAAGGAGGAGGAAGAAGAGACGUGUGUGAGGGGUGAUCAGCAGUGUAUGGAAGGGGAGAUCCCUACAGGUAUCUGCACAGAUGGACACAGCAUCAGGAAUUCCUCAGAGGAACGUCUCAGUUUAUCUCCAGACGGUGAUAUAGAAGAUAACGACAUCACACAAGAUUCUCCAGAAGGAAAGCCCAUUACCCCAAUUAUAUAUCCAGUAACACAAAGAGCAGUUACAGUAUCUAAUCCCUCUAACCAUGGGGACUGUUCCCCUGAUACAUCAGAUAUUGGUGCAUCUGUUACACUUCAUACUGAUACAAUACUUCCCAGUUCUAUAGAUGGCAAAUGUUCUACACAGAACACAAAGCUAAUUACUAAUCGGUCAGCUAUGACAGGUGAGAAACCAUUUCCAUGUUCUGAGUGUGGGAAAUGGUUUACACGAAAAUCCUCUCUUGUUGUACAUCAGAGACAUCACACAGGUGAGAAGCCUUUUCCAUGUUCUGAGUGUGGGAAAUGUUUUACAGAUAAAUCAGCUCUUGUUAGACAUGAGAGACAUCACACAGGUGAGAAGCCUUUUCCAUGUUCUGAGUGUGGGAAAUGUUUUACAGAUAAAUCAGCUCUUGUUAGACAUGAGAGACAUCACACAGGUGAGAAGCCUUUUCCAUGUUCUGAGUGUGGGAAAUGUUUUACACAGAAAUCAUCUCUUGUUAUACAUGAGAGACGUCACACAGGUGAGAAGCCUUUUCCAUGUUCUGAGUGUGGGAAAUAUUUUAUAGAUAAAACAUCUCUUGUUAAACAUGAGAGACGUCACACAGGUAAGAAGCCUUUUCCAUGUUCUGAGUGUGGUAAAUGUUUUAUAAAUAAAUCAUCUCUUGUUAUACAUGAGAGAUGGCACACAGGUGAGAAGCCAUUUUCAUGUGCAGAGUGUGGGAAAUGUUUUACAAGGCAAUCACAUCUCAUUCAACAUGAGAGAUGUCACACAGGUGAAAAACCAUUUCCAUGUUCUGAGUGUGAAAAAUGUUUUACAAGUAAAUCAGCUCUUGUUACACAUGAGAGAAGUCACGCAGGUGACAAUAAAUUUCCAUGUUCUGAGUGUGGGAAAUAUUUUACACGGAAAGCAUCUCUUGUUGUACAUCAGAGCCAUCACACAAGUUACAAACUAUUUUCAUGUUCUGAGUGUUUUAAAUGUUUUACAGCUAAAUCAUCUCUUGUUAUACACGAGAAAAGUCACACAGGUGAAAAUCCAUUUCCAUGCUCUGUGUGUGGAAAAUGUUUUACAAUUAGAACAGCUCUUGUUAUACAUGAGAGAAGUCACACAGGUGAGAAACCAUUUCCAUGUUCUGAGUGUGGAAAAUGUUUUGCAAGUAAAUCAGCUCUUGUUAUACAUGAGAGACGUCAUAUAGGUGAGAAACCAUUUCCAUGUUCUGAGUGUGGAAAAUGUUUUAUACAGAAAUGUUAUCUUGUUAUACAUGAAAGACAUCACACAGGUGAAAAGCCAUUUUCAUGUUCUGUGUGUGGGAAAUGUUUUACACAGUUAUCAAGUCUUAUUAAUCAUGAGAGAAAUCACUCAGGUGGGAAGCCAUACUCCUGUUCGGAGUGUGGGAAAUGUUUUACACAAAAAUCAGUUCUUGUUAGACAUGAGAGAUGUCACACAGGUGAGAAGCCAUUUCCAUGUUCUGAGUGUGGGAAGUGCUUUACAGAGAAAUGGCUUCUUGUUAUACAUAAGAGAAGUCACACAGAGGCAAAGCCAUUUUCAUGUUCUGAGUGUGGGAAAUGUUUUAGACAGAAAUCACAUCUAAUUAUACAUGAGAGAAAUCACACAGGUGAGAAGCAAUUUCCAUGCUCUGAGUGUGGGAAAUGUUUUACAUAUAAAUCAUCUCUUGUUAUCCAUGAGAGAACUCAUACGGGUGAGAAGCCAUUUUCAUGUUCUGUGUGUGGGAAAUGUUUUAGACAGAAAUCACAUCUAAUUAAACAUGAGAGAAGUCACACAGGUGAGAAGCAAUUUCCAUGCUCUUGAGUGUGGGAAAUGUUUUACAUAUAAAUCAGCUUUUAUUAAACAUAAGAAACUACACACAGGUGAGAAGGGUUACACACAAAUAAUCUCUUUAAACAUCAGAAAAUAAGUUACUGCCGGUGACCAUGCGAUUGUACGGAACUGUUUCAUCUUAAGCUCAUUCGUAGCACACAGAUGGAGAUGGGAGUACCUGUUGAAGACUAAUAUUUUGCUCCCAGCAUUGAGCUGUUGUAAGUUCUGAUGCUAAUGAUGGGUGCGGACGUCAUAACAGUGGGCAAGGAUAGCCUUUCACCGUUGCAUGGAUUUUGGCGCUACCAUCAUGUAAGCAGGCAACUGCGGCCAGGCAGAAAAGCAACCACGGAUGCAUCCUAAAUAUAAUCAGCCCCAUUAUUGGUAAAUGGGGCCCUAUGCAAUAUGUAACGCCGAAUAUGGGCUGGAUAUGUAAUGUCUUGUCCAGGACACUAUUACGUUAUCUCUCUUCAGACUCUGUAAUAUAAGGCUUGAUAUGAUUCAUAUAGUUGCUUCUUUAAUAUGCAACGGCGUCACUGGGGGUCAUUACGAAGCAGUGGAAAUACAAUUUCUUCAGUUCUCCAUGGCAGCCUUUGCUAUGGGAUAGUCAUGUAAUCUUUGUCACGGUUGCAGUACCACUUCCUACCAGGGGUGCUGCUCUUUCCUUAUGAUACCUUCCAUCCAGACUACAUCCCUGUCUAUGAUUCUGCUGGGACGAUUGCCUAAUUAGGCAGCUUUGGGCCACACCUGAAACUGCCCUACUUAUUACCGCUGCUCACUCCCGCCUGAGCUGGUUCAUUAAGUCAGAACCCCGUGUCUGUUCUCCAAGUCUGGUCUUCUGUGCCUGAUUACUAUUGCAUCUGUUCCUGUAUCCUACCUGCAAGUUCUGUCCUCAAUUUCAUGUACACAAGUUUGUACAUUUUCCUUUUGGACUAGUUCUGCUUGGGAAUCAUCUACUGUAUAUUGCUAUCAGUUCUCUGUUCAUCAGCUUCUCAUACUACCUCCAGCAUUUGCCCUAAUGUAUCUGAGUUCUGCCUCCUACAUUGCCAUCCAAUCAGAUUAUUCUGGUAACACCAUAUCCAGCGUCUUCAGUUAUUGCCUUCUGUCUUCUCCAUCAGUGUUCAGACUACAUUCAGAUCAGUUAGAAGACUCCUGGCUCAAAAUGAUAUUUUUGCCAUUUGGUCAAAGACUUUGCUUAAAUGUGGGGAGAGAUGUGUGCUGAGCGUGCGGAGGGGGACGGGGGGGCCGCUCACUUCACCCAGCGGGUGAAAUGAGCGACCUGCUAGAUUGAGCCUGCAUGCAGGCCGAUCUAGCACCAGCGAUAGCGACGCGCGGGGCUGCGCAUCGCUAUCGCUGGGAGGGGUACACGCGGAGAGAUCAUGCUGAAAAUCUAAGCAAUCUAGUCAGAUUGCUUAGAUUUUAGGCUGGGAUCGCUCCGUGAGUACCCCCCUUAAGUCUUAGGUAAAUUGGAUGAAGGCAUUUUGUUUAAUAUAGGUCACAAAUCGCUCCGUUUUAAUGUGUGCAAUUUGGUCACACGAGAUUUAGUUGCAUGCAAUUGCAACUUAUUUGCAUAAUUAAUACAGGUUAAAAGUUAUAUUAAGAUUGGUAAUGGUUAAGGUUAUGACUUGUAAAUACAGUGUAUAACAUUGGUACAUUUCAAAGAGAUUUGCAACAAAAAGUAAUAAAGACGCUUUAUGAUUUAGUA
Messenger RNA from Pseudophryne corroboree (corroboree frog), 4268 nucleotides. Its product is annotated as gastrula zinc finger protein XlCGF26.1-like. NCBI's taxonomy places the organism in Eukaryota, Metazoa, Chordata, Amphibia, Anura, Myobatrachidae. The transcript has 5 exons. The record is from RefSeq and is a predicted model, not a curated record. Gene Ontology annotation, biological process: regulation of transcription by RNA polymerase II. The coding region runs from base 599 to 2557 and encodes 652 amino acids. Gene Ontology annotation, cellular component: nucleus. Gene Ontology annotation, molecular function: DNA-binding transcription factor activity, RNA polymerase II-specific.